Molecule: messenger RNA, 1672 nt
Organism: Mercurialis annua (annual mercury)
Lineage: Eukaryota; Viridiplantae; Streptophyta; Magnoliopsida; Malpighiales; Euphorbiaceae
Product: leucine carboxyl methyltransferase 1 homolog
Exons: 13
Coding region: 178-1209 (343 amino acids)
Biological process (GO): methylation
Molecular function (GO): methyltransferase activity
Source: RefSeq, a predicted model, not a curated record
AUUUGCACUUUUUGCCCAAAUUGAAUUAACCAAUUAGUCCCCCCUCCCCGAUUAUCAGAAAAAAGUUAACCAAUUAGAAUCUGUAAUCACCAGCUUCGGUGUUUUUCUCCCGACUUUUCAUCGGAAUAAAUAUACUUCCGUUCGCUUCGGAGGCUAUUCUGUCUUCCGUAAAGCACAAUGGCAAAGCCCAUGGCCGAUACUCACAGCAACAGAGCAGCAGUUCAAGCUACAAACGACGACGCUUCAGCCAGUAAAUUGUCCUGUGUUAAAAAGGGAUACAUGAAGGAUGACUAUGUUCAUUUAUUCGUGAGAAGACCUGUGAGGAGAUCGCCGAUAAUCAACCGCGGCUAUUUUGCUCGUUGGGCGGCUCUUCGCAAGCUUAUGAAUCAGUUUCUUGAUUGUAAAACGGAUGGUGAAGAUAACGGGCGUACAAAGAAGCAGAUACUGUCGAUUGGAGCUGGGUUUGAUACAACUUACUUUCAGUUACAGGAUGAGGGAAAAGCACCAUCUCUAUAUGUGGAGCUGGAUUUCAAGGAGGUAACUAGUAAAAAGGCAGCAAUUAUUGAAUCCAGUCAAUUGAGAGGCAAACUUGGUGCUUCAGCAUCAAUCUCGCAAGAGAAAGGAGAAGUUCACAGUGAUCACUACAAGCUACUGCCAGUUGAUUUGCGUGAUAUCCAAAAACUAGAUGAGAUCAUAGCUUUGGCUAAUAUUGAUCCCAGCUUGCCAACAUUUAUAAUUGCAGAGUGCGUCUUGAUAUACUUAGAUCCAGAAUCAACUCGUGCUAUAGUUGGUUGGACAUCAAGGACAUUUUCAACUGCUUUAUUUUUCUUAUAUGAACAGAUCCAUCCCGAUGAUGCUUUUGGGCAACAAAUGAUUAGGAAUUUGGAGAGUCGUGGCUGUGCACUACUUGGGAUUUAUGCGACACCUACUUUACUUGCAAAGGAAAAACUUUUCCUAGAUCAAGGAUGGCAGAGGGCUGUUGCUUGGGACAUGCUGAGAGUUUAUACCGAUUUUAUUGAAGCUCAAGAAAGGCGCAGGAUCGAAAGGCUGGAACUAUUUGAUGAGUUUGAAGAGUGGCAUAUGAUGCAGGAGCACUACUGCGUGACUUGUGCAAUAAACGACGCCAUGGGGCUGUUUGUGAAUUUCGGUUUUCCUACCCAUCAGCAGGACGUGACGAGCAGCCCUUCCGGCCCGGCAGCAUCUACAUGAGGCCUAAAAACAAACCACCGGUCAUGAAUGCUCUUAUCCAGUUUGGUGAAACAAAUAGUAUGAGAAUAGCGCAUUCGAACAGUACGGCCCAGUUAACCAGGUAAAAAAAUGUCUCUCAACUCAACAGACACAGUUGGUUUUUAGCUAUUAGUCUUCUUCUGUACAUGGAUUGAUGACUUGUGUGGAUAAAUCUCUGUGCAUUAUUUGUCCGGCUCUAGAAGAGCACAUCCUUUAAUUUCUUCAUGCUAGCUGUUUACCAAAACAAUUGGUGGGUGGGUCCCUACAGCACCGCACUGUGUCAUACAAAUGGCUCUGGGGUCCAUUGUCAUGUGCAAAUUAUAUGUGCAUGGAUGGUUUGCCUUUUCAUUUUAAUAUACUUUUUAAAACUGAUGAUUUGCCUAUUAAUGUACUGUAUUCUCACACUAUUUUGCUUUUAAUUUUCUCCUCCACUCAUCUUUUUGCU